Meloidogyne enterolobii is the source of this 420-nucleotide messenger RNA. The record is from the annotation of a GenBank genome assembly. Lineage: Eukaryota; Metazoa; Nematoda; Chromadorea; Rhabditida; Meloidogynidae.
AUGAGUCAUCAACAACCAAAUGCGCCGCCUCCCUACGAUAGUGCGCAAAAAUAUUCUGCUUAUCCGGACAUUAACAUGCAAGGCGAUCCUUACCAACCAAAUAUGCAAAAUCCAUACCCGCAACAACAGGCGCCACAACAGCCUGCACCUACGACGACUUAUGUUUAUGUUAAUGAUGGACAGCGCCCGCCGUUUGGACCACAACCGCAAAAUGCAUAUUGCCCGACUUGUCAGCAAAGUGUGCUUACAAAAGUUAAACAUUCUGCUGGUCUUUUAACUUGGCUUGUUUUUGGUGGAUGCUUAAUAUUUGGAUGUUGGUUGGGCUGUUGUUUGUUGCCAUUUUGCAUGGAUGACUGUCAAGAUUGUGAGCAUUUUUGCAGUAAUUGCAACACUUUCUUGGGCCAGUACAAACGCCUCUGA